AACAUUGCCACCAAUUUCGAGCUGUUGAAAUAUUCAGCAGCACUAUCCUACCGAGUGGGGAUUGUUGUUCAGCCACUAAAUGUAGAACCUUCCAGAGAUUCACGGAGGAGAAAUGCAAAAACCAUCACAAGCGCCCAAUGGGAUUUGCCCACGGAGCAAGCGGCGGGCCAACUCUCAAUGGGAAAUAUAUGUUACGAAUUGGUGACACCGAUCCAUAUUGCGGUGAGUUUAAUUAAUUAAGGGGCUGAUUCUAUGGUGAGUUUUUAGCCCACGGGCUGAAUUUCAACUCGGUUUACGGAGACGAAAUCAGUAAAAUCUCAGCAAAACGGGAACUGAGUUUUAUAAACUCAUGAAAAUCAGAGCUAUUUAGGAAUCGUUCAUUGUUUAUGGGAGUGAGGAGCGUGGGUGAUUUUUUGAAAAUUUUAAUUUUUUUUCUGGACCCCACGUUUAGUCAAACUUGAAUUUCCAGCUCCCACUUCCUUGAACAAUGAUAUUUAAGUUCGCCUCCCCCCUUAUAGAUGAUCAUGCAUUUUUUUGGUAAAUAGAUGGUAAACCAUAAUAUAUAUUAUGGAAUUAUAGAUCUGAUCUGAUCUGACUGGUCAGGCCAUUGAAUGGAAAGCGCCCCAAGUUCUUCUACUGAAUCCUCUAAUGGCUCCAAAUUCUUCUAUUCUUCUUCUUCUCUCUCCGAGCAUUCCAUAGAUAAUAGAAGAGAAGGAUAGGGAACUAAUUGUUCUAUGUUUUUGUUCACGUUAUUCAUUUAUUCAAGUCAUUCACGGCAUUGUAUUUUCUGUAUAAUGAGGCAUUCAUCCAAUAGCAACGACUGGGUUGAAUUAAUCAGUCGCUUUACCGUCACGUGGUGGGUCGCUUUAUCGUGACGUGUCCAUAGAAUUUACUUCCAUAUAGGGCAUGUCAUUGUCUUUCAACAUGAAGUUAAUUUUUGCUGUGAGACAAUGGAGUUGCCUAUCCUUCUCUUCUAUUAUCUAUGAUCAUUCGUAACAGUUCGUCUGUUUCAUCCUUUAAGCUCCAGCUCCAUAUUCACUAUACUCUUCUCAAUUAGACUCUUUUUUCGAUGUUGACAGAAUGCGCACUUGGAAAACCUACUGCUCUAAAUGCCGUUCUUUCAAGUCUUUCAACUUAAGCUGUUGCUUAUAAUCUAAACUAUUAAUUUUUAUAUAGUUAUGUAAAUAGUGUUCUAGUCCUUGUCUUUAAUGUAUGUCUACUUAUUGUGUUGUAUCAGGUUGGUCUUCACAUGGGCCCCAUGUCCUGUUGACCAUACCUUCAAUCAUUGUUAAACUUUUCUAUGAUUGUUAAGUUAAUAAAUAAAUAAAUAAUAAUGAUGAUUCUGUUAAUUAAUAUUUCUUAAAUCUCUCAGCCUCUUAUAUUUAGCCCCCCCCCGUUUCUAAUUAGCCCAAUAUUUGUAUAUUGCAUACAAUGCCAAUGAUGUUGACAAAAUAUAUAUAAUCCAAAUCAUAAUUCGCAUGCUUUCACAUCUUUCUUGUAGGUCCCUGUAGUGGAAUUAAAAAGCACUAAAGACAAACAGACUGAGAAGACAUCUGUAUCAGAUACCAGUGCUGUCCUAUACUUGUAG
Molecule: messenger RNA, 1588 nt
Organism: Paramuricea clavata
Lineage: Eukaryota; Metazoa; Cnidaria; Anthozoa; Malacalcyonacea; Plexauridae
Source: the annotation of a GenBank genome assembly